GUACCUGCAGCGCGCAAGCUUGCCAUUUCUUAGACUAUCAGACAAUAACUGAUCUUGAAUCCUGAAAACUGCAACGACACCUUGCGGAUCCCAGCCUUUGAGAUACGGGAUAUUACGCUCUUACAUCCCCAUCGUCGAUCCCGCACAUCCUUACUGCCAUCAGUCCCGCAACCACGCAGCAUUUCACUUAACGUCCUCCAAAUCCACAACAUGGACGGAAGCGGUGAUCCGGAGCGGCAGCAGGCCCUCGAACAGUAUAAAAACAAACUUCUAGAGUCUCGAGAAUGGGAGGCCAAGUUAAAAGCGCUUAGAAUGGACAUCAAGGGUCUGCAGAAGGAGUUCGAGACAACAGAGGAAAACAUCAAGGCGUUACAAAGUGUUGGACAAAUCAUCGGCGAAGUUCUGAAGCAGCUCGACGACGAACGAUUCAUUGUCAAGGCAUCCUCAGGUCCCAGAUAUGUCGUCGGCUGCCGUUCCAAAGUCGAUAAGGCCAAACUGAAACAAGGCACGCGAGUGGCGCUCGACAUGACCACUCUGACCAUCAUGAGAAUGCUCCCUAGAGAAGUCGAUCCGUUGGUCUACAACAUGUCUUUGGAAGAUCCUGGACAAGUCUCUUUCGCUGGGAUUGGUGGUUUGAACGAACAAAUCCGAGAACUGCGGGAGGUGAUCGAGCUACCGCUCAAGAAUCCCGAGUUGUUUAUCCGAGUGGGUAUCAAGCCUCCCAAAGGCGUCCUGCUCUACGGGCCUCCCGGGACCGGGAAGACUUUGCUCGCAAGGGCCGUGGCAAGCAGUCUGGACACAAAUUUCUUAAAAGUUGUGUCAUCCGCUAUUGUCGACAAAUAUAUCGGCGAAUCGGCAAGACUGAUCCGCGAAAUGUUUGGCUACGCGAAAGAACACGAGCCUUGCAUCAUCUUCAUGGACGAAAUCGAUGCCAUUGGUGGCAGACGGUUCAGCGAGGGAACAUCGGCCGAUCGAGAAAUUCAGAGGACGCUGAUGGAGCUUCUGAACCAGCUCGAUGGUUUCGACUACCUCGGAAAGACCAAGAUCAUAAUGGCCACCAACAGACCCGACACGCUAGACCCUGCUUUGUUGCGAGCAGGUCGACUGGACCGAAAGAUUGAGAUUCCACUACCUAAUGAGGUUGGCCGUUUAGAGAUUCUGAAGAUCCAUGCUGCUGGGGUGGUGACGGAAGGUAACAUCGACUUCGAAAGCGUGGUCAAGAUGAGUGACGGUCUCAACGGCGCUGACUUGCGAAACGUCGUCACCGAGGCCGGGUUGUUCGCGAUCAAAGAUUACAGAGAUGCUGUCAACCAGGACGACUUCAACAAAGCGGUGAGAAAAGUGGCCGAGGCGAAGAAACUCGAGGGCAAGUUGGAGUAUCAAAAACUGUAAGAUAUGACCAGGCGGCUGGGAUUUCUUGGACUGCAUAGCGAGACGGCCCUCGGGCCUAAAGCAAGACUUGCAGCGGUUAGUAAUAGAUGGCUGCGACAUCCUAAUGUGGUUCCAUAUUAUGCCUGCGUGAAUCCCAUGGCAACCCGCCACCACCUCUGAAGGCCUCUUGCCUCCAUAUCUGUGGCCAUUUCCUUGACCGUCGCGACUUCUUCCAAGCAUCCCGCUCUUUCAUCGUCCUGUUGAGGACCAUCCCGCUGAAGCUCGGACGAAAUGGCAUGGACAGG
Cladophialophora immunda is the source of this 1676-nucleotide messenger RNA. RefSeq names its product 26S protease regulatory subunit 10B. The transcript has 3 exons. Gene Ontology annotation, cellular component: proteasome regulatory particle, base subcomplex; cytosolic proteasome complex. Bases 211 to 1392 code for a protein of 393 amino acids. NCBI's taxonomy places the organism in Eukaryota, Fungi, Ascomycota, Eurotiomycetes, Chaetothyriales, Herpotrichiellaceae. The record is from RefSeq and is a predicted model, not a curated record. Gene Ontology annotation, biological process: positive regulation of RNA polymerase II transcription preinitiation complex assembly. Gene Ontology annotation, molecular function: ATP binding; proteasome-activating activity; ATP hydrolysis activity.